Dermacentor andersoni is the source of this 14624-nucleotide messenger RNA. The record is from RefSeq and is a predicted model, not a curated record. NCBI's taxonomy places the organism in Eukaryota, Metazoa, Arthropoda, Arachnida, Ixodida, Ixodidae.
GCAGCGGCGGCGGCGGCGGCAGCUGCACACCAGCUCCAGCAGCGGGUCUUCCCCCAACCCCGAACCCGUCCGUGCAGCGUCGGCAGAAAGCAGAGUCGGCGAGCGGCAGGCCCAACAGGCAUCGGUGGGUCGUCAACGUCGGCACGCGGCGCCCCAUGGCGCGGGCGGCCGGCGGAGGCGGCGCUAGCGCGACGUCUUGCGACGACGGGGGCUGCAUGUGGCUGCGUCGUCGUCGGCGGGCCGGCUGAGCGCGGGGGGCCAUGCAGCGAGCGCUGCGCAUGAACGAUGCACAGCUGCUGUCGCUGUCCGAGAAGGCGCUGCACGACAACUGCCUGCGUGGCUACCUCUGCAAGCGCACGGCGGACAGCGCACGCUGGCAGCUCCGCUGGUUCGUGCUCUACCAGAACCUGCUCUUCUACUUCGAGAACGACACGACGACCCGGCCGUCGGGCGUGCUCUUCCUCGAGGGCUCCUACUGCGAGCGCCUGCUCACGCCCGUCACCGGCGGCAAGAACACGGGCAGCACUCAGGUCGGGAGGGCGUCCUGGGCGAAGGCUGGUCGGACGGAGGUGGUGAAGACGGGCUCGAUGAAGUCCGGGACGAAGUCACAGCAAGUAUACGGUUUCACAAUCAGCUACCGCAAGGAAGGUGCCAGGCAAUACGAGCUGAAAGCCGAAACUGAGGCCGAGUGCAACAACUGGGUACAUGCCAUCGACUGUGCAAGUUUCAGCAAGAUGCUGCUUCAGAAGGAAGAGCUGGAGCAAAAGCAUCUCCACCUGGUGCAGAUCGUGGAGAGCGAGAAGACAGCCAAGUGGCAAUACACACAGCAGUGCGAGGAGCUCACCGUCGAGAUCAAGAAGCUGCGCGCCGAGCUGUGCGCGCUGAAGAAAGAAUGGAGGCUCACGCCACACCGAAGCGAAGACGAAGACAGCGAAGAAAUCAAAAAGAUCAAAAAAGUGCAGAGCUUUUUCCGGGGCUGGCUCUGCCGCCGUCGCUGGAAGCAAAUAGUCGCGGAGUACAUCAGCUCACCACACGCUGAGAACAUGCGUAAGCGGAACAGCCUGGUGUUCCGUAUGGUGGAGGCAGAAGAAGAGUACGUGGAGCAGCUUCAGCUGCUGGUGUCAUGCUUCCUAAGGCCAUUUAAGAUGGCGGCAAGUUCUCAGAAACCUCCCUGCACACAUGACGAAGUCAACUCUAUAUUCCUGAACAGUGAGACGCUCAUGUUUCUUCACCAAAUCUUCCUCAAGGGUCUCACAGCCAGAAUGGAGAGCUGGCCGACGUUGGUCCUGGGAGAUCUGUUCGACAUGCUCCUUCCGAUGCUGACCAUCUACCAAGAGUACGUCCGCAACCACCACUACAGCCUCCAGGUUUUGGCCGAGUGCAAGCAGCGCGACAAGUUCGCCGCCAUACUGCAGCGACUCGAGGAGAAGACCGUCCUCCAGGGCAGGACCCUGGAGACAUUCCUCACUUACCCCAUGCAUCAGGUGCCUCGGUACAUCAUUACGCUGCACGAGCUGCUGGCCCACACACCACACAACCACGUUGAGCGCAGGAGCCUGGAGACGGCACGGACCAAGCUCGAGGAACUGUCACGCCAAAUGCACGACGAAGUGAGCGAAACAGAGAACAUCCGUAAGAACUUGGCCAUAGAAAGGAUGAUCAUAGGAGGCUGUGACAUCCUCUUGGACGUCAACCAAGUGUUCGUCAGGCAAGGCAACGUGAUCCACGUGGUGGGGUCGGACAAGGCCAAGUCCCAGCGAUCGCGCAUCCCAAACCUUAAAGGAGAGAAAGAAGUAGUGCGCCAGUGCUACCUCUUCACUAACCACAUGCUCCUCUGCAACCGAACCUCGGCCGGCAAGCUACAUCUGGUCGAGAGCGUGGGCAAAAUUCCCCUGGCAGAUGCCACCCUCAUCGAAGACCCCAACGAUCAGUUCCAGUUCAUCGUGGACGAUGGUGAGGGCUCGGUGAGUUCGGUAUCGAGCCUCACGAGCGGACUCGGCAGCAGCGCCGACUCCACCGCCACGACAACGGCGACAUCCGGCGGUGGGUCGGGGCAACAGAAGGACUAUGGCGGUCUCGACUUCAAGAUCAUCGUCGACUUCAAGACCGCGCCGCCGGUGACGGUGCAGCUAGUCGCUCCCACCAUGCAGGAGAAGGCGGCCUGGACGAGCGACAUUAGCCAGUGCAUCGAUAAUGUGCAUUUCAACGACCUCUUCCACGGCACGAUGAGCGACGCUUCGUCGGUCACGAUGCCGCAUUCCAUCAGGAACGACCCCAGGCUGUUCAAGGACGACGUGGACAUCCGAUUCAGUCGUACACUCAACUCCUGCAAGCUGCCCCAGAUCCGUUAUGCGAGUCCCGAGCGCCUUUUCGAGCGCCUGACGGACCUGCGCUUCCUGAGCAUCGACUUCCUGAAUACGUUCCUGCUCACAUACCGAGUCUUCACCGACGGUGUCAAAGUGCUGGAGGCGCUCAAGAAGGUCCACUACAAUCCGGACCUGCAGAUCAACGCGAUGGGCGCCGCGCUUCAGGACUCAACUGGGUCCUUGGACGCCGUCGGUGUCGAUGGCGGCGGCCCUUCCGGGGGGGCCGCUGCCGGUCCGGCGGGCGCCGCCGCCACCGCCGGCGCGCCAGGCGCCGCGCCAGACCGGGACAUGGGAAUGCUGGUGGUGGAGUACGACUACUCGCGGCGCAUCAGCACGACCAGCAUGCUCUCGGAGGCAGGCGACGCUCAGCAGGGCCACAGUGGCCCCGACCACAUGCAGCAAGUCGUGCAGCAGGUCUCGCGAAGCCAGCAGCACUGGAGACUCAGCUACAGAAAGUUCGAAGAGGAGCAGCUGAAAGAGCAGACGCUGAAGCGGAUCCGCGAGGUCGUGUCGCCCAGCCCGGAGCCCAUCCUGCCGCCUCCCCCGCCCACCCCCGAGCCGGCCACGGGCGGCCUGGUUCACACGUUGCCCAUGCCCGGCACCAGCGGCGCACCACUACAAGGGGCCACGCUGGCGCCGCCCGAAGACGUCGGCUUCUUCGGCCAACUCAUGCACCUGCACGAGACCAGCGUGGUCGCCGCGGCCACCGCAGUCGGAAUGCCCAUGGGCCUGACGGGCACCAACGGCGGCCCCUCGGCGAGCCAGCAGGAGCAGCCGCGGCUCGAGGCGCCGAAGGCUUCUCUUUCGUCGGACACGCUGAGUGCCGACGCUAGUUGCCCAUCGACACCCGGAAACCUCAGCUCGACGGCGUCCACAGCCACGCUCGUUGGCAGCGUGGGAAGCAACGAGUCCCCUAAGCCCAGUCCCAGCCGGAAGAAUGCGCCCGUUCGGCUUCCGACGCAAGACAGCGUGCAGAGCGCCCACGACGACACCCCGCCCCCGACGCCCCCAGCAGCUGCGACGACAGCCCCGCCGGUGGUGCAACCCGUGGUGCCGCCGACUCCGCCGCCCUCGGCGGCGACAGUCGCGGCGGCAUUGUGCACGGGUUCGCCGGCCCGCGCCGCGCCGCAGCAGCCCCCGACCGACAUCCGACCAGCGGCCCGGGGGCUGCCGCCGCCAAUGACCUCGAGCCAGUCCGCGCCCAACGUCAUGAACUACCUGCGUGUGCGCGGCGCCCAGGGCAAGCGGGGCAGCAGCGACACGGAGAGCUCGAGCGUCUCGGUGACGCCUCGCUCGAGCUUCCAGACCGAGUCGACGAUCCUGUCGACGCCCCGGUCCAGCUUCCAGUACCCCGACUCGCCGCAGCACAGCAGCAAGGCGGGCGUCGUGGUCACCUCGUCCCGGGCCUCUACGCGACGUUCGUCGACGGCCAGCGCGGCCGCCGCGUUCGCCGUGGCCACCGCGGGCUCCUCGAACCCCCCGGAGCCGCUCGUGGCCGCGGCUGCCGCCGCAGCGGGCGGAGGCGCCGUGCCGCCGGGAUCGCAACCGGCCAGUAGGGCCGGCAGCCGCCUGCCCAGCGCGGUCGGCGCCGACCUCAAGAUACCCGGAGCAGCUGGCGGGGCCGCCGUGGGCCCCGGACCGGCAGCCUUACGCGCCAAGCGGGAAUCAAUGAUCAGCACCGCGGCCACCAUGCGAGUGCUCAACGUACUACGCCAUUGGGUCUCCAAACACUCCCAGGACUUUGAGAACGACCCGAAGCUGCUGCAGUUGACAACAGAGUUCCUGGAGGAGCUGGCUCACAACCCCAACCUCCUUCCGGCUGAACACAAGGCGGCCGCCCAGCUCUUGCACAUGAUCUCCAAGCAAGAUCAGGACAAGACGAAAGUAGACCUCGACAUCCUCUUGGCUCCUCAUAUGACACCAAGUAAAGAGACAGUAGAGUCCUUGUCGGCCCUUGAGAUCGCCGAAGGCAUGACCUACCUCGACCACAAGAUAUUCAUAGCUAUACGCAGCGAGGAGUUUCUAGGUCAAGCCUGGAUGAAGCCCGAGAAGGCAACCAAGGCUCCUCAUAUUCUUCUUAUGACAAGAAGGUUCAAUGAUGUGAGUCGUUUGGUGGUGUCGGAAAUUAUGCGCUGUCCGGAGAUGUCCAAGCGAGUGACCAUCAUCGACAAGUGGUCCGCCGUCGCCGACAUCUGCCGCUGCCUGCACAAUUUCAACGGUGUGCUCCAAAUCUGCGCGGCCUUCAUGAACAGCUCGGUGUUCCGCCUCAAGAAAACCUGGGAGAAGGUCUCAAAGACGACGAAGCAGACGAUCGACAAGCUGCAGGCAUUGGUGUCGGCUGACGGGCGGUUCCGCAACAUGCGUGACGCUCUUCACCGCUGCGACCCACCCUGCAUUCCGUACCUGGGCUUGUACCUCACCGACCUCUCCUUCAUCGAGGAGGGCACGCCAAAUUUCACAGAUGAAGGACUGCUCAACUUCUCCAAGAUGAGAAUGAUUGCUCAUGUGAUCCGGGAGAUUCGCCAUUUCCAGCAGACUCCGUACAAGAUUGAGAUGAUUCCUAAGGUGUUCAACUACCUGCUGGACCCAGGGCGGCUGAUGCCCGACGAAGAGCUGUACCGGCUGAGCCUGUGUUUGGAGCCACGACUGUCCCGGCUCGGCACCAAGGUUACGGCAUCACCGUUUACCCCGUCCUAUGCCUCUACCACCACGCCAUCCUCGUGAGCACCCCUCACCACCACCCCAUUCAUCACCUGGGACCCACUGCCCUCACCCUAGAGUCACCGCGCACCACCCCCGAGCAGGAUUGCUCCCGAUAGGCGCACCGCAGCACAAACGAGACUACCCACAGGGGUCUGGUCAGUGGAGCCCAGCAGACUUCGCGCACCGCCUGAAACUUCACCAGUCAAGUUCCACGUGCCUCCUUCCAGAAGCAAGCCUGACACUGCCCUACCCCUGGAGAGAGAUGCAAUCCAAGAGGUUCAGACAUCCACAAGAAAGCACUGUGUGGCCAGCCUAGUCGCAUGGGUCCAUUACGUGUAACUAUACUGCACAUAUCCACUGCACCUUAUCCCUCUGACUGACAAUGGUUGUCACACAAGAGCUCUGUUUAAGCGCCUUGGUGCACAAGUGUGACUACGUUCUUCUUGCAUGCUUUAUCAUACAUUGUCAACCAAUUCUUACGUGAUCCACAGCUUGGAACCGAUGAAAAUGGCAGAGGUCAAUAGCAACAAGCAGCCACUGUUUUGAGACCAGCAGCAGCCAGACCUUGGAGCACAUUUAUGUUGUUGUGCUGACUCAGCCAAAGUAGUAUGCAAGAUAAAUGCUAUGUGAAGUUCAAGCAGACUUUUUGCACAGGAGGGUCUUGUUCACCCUAGCCGUCGCUUCUAGCGACUCUCAAACACUUCAGAUUUUUUGCUAUGGUACUGUGGCUGUUAUUUGCAUAGAAAUGCCUCAGCACUAGGGGCAACAAUCAAAAGCUUCUAUCUGUAAUCACUAUGCUGAAGGACCCACAUAAUAUGCGCUGGGACUUAAGAAAUGAAACAUGUUUUCAGAGGUAGAAUUUCUAGCCCAUUAUAUACUGUCAGGCUCAUAACUACUUUCUCGAAGUGGUCAUGACCUGCAUUUAGCUGGAUAUUGCAUCUUCAUAUAAAUAUUGCUAGAUGAAAACGAAACUACUGCUGCAUUAUCUGAAAAUGUCUUGUUAGCUUUCUGGUGUUUGGAAUUCUAAGCUAUGCUAAUAGCUUUCAUUAUGGUAAUGAUCACACCAACAAAAGGCAGUGCCUGUGUGCAAAUGAGUCAACAAAACCAGUGGCCAACGUUAAUUGAUGCUAAAACAUUCAACAAGUGAAACAAGAACCGGGAGAAAGUGUAGAUGCUAACAAAAGCACACAUAUGAAGUACUGGCUAGCAGCCAUUUGCUUACUGUUAGACGUUUUUCCUGUCUGCCUCGUCUCUAUUGCUACCUGCAGAGUUGAACAAGCACACAUAAGACUGCCCUACUGAAAUUCUAUAUCUUAAGCACUUUCCUAAUAGCCGAGAGAAAGCUCUUGUGUGACCAGCUUAGACAUGUGGGCACAAUACGUACAACUGUACUCUACAACUCCGCCACAAGGCAACAAACAGAUAUUAGAAAUCAUGUCAUGUGUCUCUUUGAAGAGUUGAAAAUUUGCUAAAUUUCAAUACAGAAACAUUAUAGAAACAGUUAUCAAGAUAAAUGAUAGUGGUAGACUGCAGAGUAGGAGAAGAUGUGUAGAAAGGCAGAGUGGUCAAUCAGAGGUAGUUCUGGUUGAUUGGCUACCUUGAACAGGGAGAGCAUGAUAGGAAAAGAGAGACAGGAACAUAAAGAAGUAAAACUGCUUAAACAACAAUGCAGUGGUAGCAUUCCAAAAGUCUAUCAUAUGUAACCAACUAGAGCAAUGCCAGAUAUAGCCUUCUGUGUGGAGUUCUGAGCAUUCCUGUGUCCGAGAGGCAAGCGACGUGUGCAGUGCUUGAUAGACUGGACAGCAGUCCACUAUAAAAAAAGAUGUCCUUGGCCAGUGCUCCCAAAGUGGUAGACUAUAGGUUUCUUAAAUACUAAACCAAGAAAUGACGCUAAUGAGAUGGGCAGAGAUGUGACUUAGGUACUCCUGACAGCAGCUCCCCUUGACAUUAUGUAAUUUGUUCAUGACAUGAUUGAUUGCUUAUUAAGGAAAAAAUGAUUACUAAAGGAGGACAAAUGUGACUUUUCUAUACUUUACCCGCACAAAAGGCGCUUAAUCACGCAAGAAUAUUGAAAGUACCACAUUACCCAAUAUUAAUCAGAACUGCAGUUUUGACAUGACAUUCAAAAGGUAAGUUCCUUCAUCAGCAUCCCCAUGAUUUAGCCACCUCUUUUCUUUCGCCAAAUAAAUGAAAGGAAGUUCUGAUAGGGUGAUCUUAACUUAGUCCUUCAGUCUAGUGUUCCUUUAAAAUUUACAUAACAGGAUCAUUAACCAAAAAUGCUAUUCAAUUCUUAAAGUCUGGCACAUUUUAUGUAAACCAAACAAAACACAGGCUGGAGUAAUAUUAGCAGAUGUCAAAUAUUGCCAGAAGCGAACAUUCUUGAAAAUUUUAAUGGCAGCUUGCAAUAUGAAGGCUUACCAUAUGUUGCUAUUGACCACAUGUCGCUAUGACCAUUUGCCCCUUAGAAUUAGAGGUCUCCAGAUAUCUCUGGAGAGCUGAUAAAAGAAAAAACAUGAGUGAAAACAAAGAAAAAGACAUGAGUGAACCAAGAAGUGCACAUAUAAGUUCUACCAGCAACUCCACAAUAAAUGUGCACAUAGAAAACCAAACUUUUUGCUUGAGCCAACUGUGGUAAAUUAGCGUAUUCACUAUAGUUGGCUCACGUAAAAAGUAUUGGAAAACAAACCAAAAGGUUAUGAAUAUCCUACUAAGUCCAAGAUGUGAAAAAAAAAGGAAAGUUUGUUCUAUUAGGUGACAGUGGCACAUCUGUUGCUGACAAAAAAACAUAAGAAGAGAGGCUGGCUUUCUUCAGCCAAAAGAUUACAAAAUUAGGAACCCAAGAUUGUGGCAUCUGACAAGUUUCAUGGCACUCUGAACUUUACUCCUGCAUGCACAUAACUGCAACCACAGCACAAAACAAACAAAUUCAAUACAGGUGAGGACAAAACUUUAACACGUGACUGUUCACGUCUAAAAGAAAAAUCAGGUGUGUAUUAAAUGCGCUUGUGCAAGCUCCUCAAAUAUGGGAGAUUAUGACUGCACAAAUAAUCUCUCUACAGACUUGACAACCCUAGUUGCACACUUUGGGGCUUUUAGCACAUCCUGGCUUUUGAUGUGCUUUAGAGCUACAAGAACCUGAAAGGUCCUCCGCUCAGUGAGAUGCGACACAAUUAAGGUAAUAACAUGCACAAUAUAUCAAGCUCACAGCCAUGUACUUCCACUCUGCAUGAAAAAUUCCACCAUUACAAUUUAACCAGUGUUGUCAAAUUUCAACUAAUAAGCAUGAGUGAUUCAAUAUGUCAAAGCCUUUCACCACACUGCAUAAUGUGUAAUUAUUAAAUAACACGAGUGCACUUCAUUAGAUAAAAAGACAGCACUGCAUUAUCCCCGCACAAUUCUGCUGCUUCUGAAACUAGUACUUAGGACCAGCACCUUGAAAAUGCCACCAAAAAGCUAAGAGCUCCUUUACAAUCAAAUCAGUCUUUGUGCGGAGAGAUGCAGCUAUGACAAAAGACAAAGUAGCUGUACUUUCCAGCAUCCUUCGUCAUGUUCCUCACAGUAUUUUAUAAACAUGCAAGCUACACACUAAUACGAUCUCGCAUGUUCCAAAUGCAGUGUGCUGUACAAGGAUUAGAGUACCUUAAUGUCUGCAUUUACUGCAUAUUGCGCUGACGUCAAUGACAUUCUAGGCAACCUGGAGAAAGUAUACACAGAGAUGUAUAUGCUAUAUAUAAACCUGUUGUUUGUUGAGACAUCCUGCAAAGUAUAUGUGCAUGUUGGUAUGCUUUAGUGAGGCAGUGAAUCUUCAUUGUGUCGUUCCUUGAAAGCGCAACCGCUUUAACCGAGCUCCCACUACGCGAGCAAUGGUAACACAUAAACUCUGCUUUCCAAGUUCCCAACAAAAAGAAUUAGCACAGUCUACGUGCAGCCAUAGAUGUUUUUCCCAGCAACCUCCUCCAGCGACAUGAAUCUCUCUGUGCACUGCAAGAUAUAUCUAGUGUUGAUUGUUAAUGACACAAGACUACAUUCAACCGCAACAGGAUAAUGUUGGGGGCCCAUGCAGUGAUGAAGGAUGAGUUUUGCUUUGGCAAGAAAGCCAGGAAAUGGCUAGAGGAAACUUGCAGUAAGGGCUGUAGUAGAAAAGAUAGAGCUUCGCACUACACUGUAUCAUGCAUGUGUGGUGCUCUACUAUCUUUUCUUUCUGGGCCACGGCUCAACACUUCUCAGUAGCAUAUAAAGAGAGAAGAAAGGAAAAAGGCUACCACAAACAUACGCGCGCACACACACAUACACACACACAUUCUCACACUUCCACAACGAUAGGGCGUAAAUCAAAGUGGUAUAGGCGUCCAUGCAACCGCUGCACCAUGCAGCGCUGCUAUUGCGCCACAAGCGCGCAGGCACAACGGCUAUUGGUGCAACUCAAAGAGUUGCCAAUGCAUCACUGAAAGGCUACGAUUUCCUUAGAUGACGCCAAAGCUUAGACGCUUGAGCCUCCUACUGCAGAGAUAGGAAUGGAAGCUAGCUCAAAACUGUGUCCGCACCAAAUGGGAUCAGGUACUAAGCAGUAUGACCCAGUAAAACCACCAGUCAUGAGAAAAAAAUUAUGUUAGUUCAGCUGUUGCAAAUAUGAACAACUUUCCUACCCAACGUACCAUCAUGUUUAGUAAAAUGCUUCCCAGACACAACGUUUCAGAAUGUAUUUUAUUGGGCACUGUUGUUCAGCUCAAAGGGGCAGUCAGUAAAAUGUUGGAUCUGUUUACCAAGACUGGGUCACGCCACUUGGCACCCGUGCUGUUUCCGAUCAUUCAGAUUUUUGUGCAGAUGCAAUAGGGGUGAUCGGGCUGCUGUCGAUGGCAAACCGUUGCCGUGAAGUUAAGGCUCUGCUACAUGUACAUAAUCCACAAUACUGUUAUCCCUGUUACAUUUUUUUCCUGUUUUGCGGCUUCUGAACUUGCUCAGAAGUGAGACGUGAGGUUCUCUCCUGUGAGCGAUGACUGUCCGAUUUCCCAACAUUUUGUGGAAAUGCAAUUUUGUGGGAUGAAUGUGACAUUGUCUAUUGCUGUACAUCUGGGCAUCCCUGUACAUAUAAGAAACUUGCACAUCUCACCAUCCUCUUUUUCUUUGGCAUUGCUCAACCACGACACGAGAAUUCUCGAAAACACAGCAAUGAAACUUGGAUUGGUUUCGCGUCACCACCGUGGAAGAUGGUGCCUUCUGAGAAGCACUGAGAUGUUAUACAGCGUACCAAAGUCUAGUUUCUGCACAUGCUCGCUGGGUGUACUCAAUAAACAUAAUCGAAAUAUAGCUCUGUUAAGAGGGCAGUUAGGCUUCUCAUCUUUGCCGUUGAACAUUUCAAAUAUGUUUUGUUACCACUACUAUACUGUUGCCACUGGUGGUGUGCCAUUGUUGGAUUUCAUGCACCGUGCAAUUCAUGGUGGUCAUCAUAUCAGCAGAGUGUUAAGGUAUGUUACUGUUCAAAAGAGGUUAAUUCAUGUUGAUAGCCAGAUGAGCCAAGAAUGAUAUAACACUAUAUAACUUCAUGAUGAUUGCAACUCCACUAGUUCUACUACACACGUUGAUACAAGCACAUUCAAACAUACCUAGUGGUUUAAGUACUAACGCUUCUCGUGAGAGAGGGCAGGUAAGACCGCACAUAUCUGCUUGUUCUCGGCUUUCUACUUGGUGGAAACAUCUACUGAAACACAAACCAUGAUCAGAACAGUAGCCAGAAAACAAUAAUAAAGCGAAGAAAUCUUUAAGCAAAUACAUGGCCCAAAAUAUUAAAGGUAAAUUGCAACAAAGUUUGACUUUUAUUGAAUUCAUUAUAAGCGAGUAGUGUAGUAUACUACCGAUGCAAUUUUGGCAAUGUAGCAGGGCUGGUAAUAGCCUAAUUUCUUGUUAGCAGCCUUUGACUAGCACCUAAGCAGGCAAUGCAUGCACUUGGUGGUUAGCAGAUAUGACAUAAAUUGCGGCAGGUUUCCUCAGAGAUUUUUCAGCGUGCUGUGGGCAGCUGCUGGCCCAGCCUAACCACGCUGGCUUAAUGUGUUGUGUAAUGCACAACUUCCAGCAAGCAGUACUAAUGGCGUUUUUCCUUUUCUCUUUCGGUUUUAGUGUCGAAAGCAUCUUUCUUGCUGGCUUUUCGUGAUGCAUCCACUUGUACUUCAAACGUAAAAUUACUCUAUACCUACACUAUCCAAAACUAGGCUUUAUAUGUAGCCUGAAAUUUCGUUGCACUAGGCUUUUAAGUGCAGGUGAAACAUAGCUUUUUGAUGCAUUCCAUAUGCUGUCUAACUUGUUUGUGGGUAACAAAAGUACAGUGUAUAAAGUGUGCCGACGAAAUUAUUUUGACGCACAACCAAUUAGCUAGGCUUUCCAGGAGGAACACAAAAGCAGCUACCAGAACAUGUAGCAUCAAUAAGGGUGGGUUGAAUUGCUCACUGCGGCAGGCAUAUUUUUAUGGGGACAAAAUUAAGAAAAAGCUAGUGUAUUUAGAUAUAGGUGCACCUUAAAGAAUUUCAGUUGGCAAAAUUAACCUGUACCCCUACACUACCAAGGUCCCUUAUAGCCCACUGUGCAGGAUGUCCUGGAUGAAGAGUCCCGCAAGUUAAAUUAAAUUAAACUAGAGUGUGCACUGUCUCAGUGCCACCUUGUGAACUUGAUGCAGACAACUUGUCUCCCAUGAUAUUUGAGGUAAUUCCAUGCUGUUUAUCACAUGCCUCUGAUUAGCGUGAAAGCUUCAGGUCAAGAAGCACGCUAUAUAUUUUAAUGCAGGAAUGUUAAAUAAGCCUGAAACAGAAUAUAAGAUUGAUUUGACCAGCAGUAUUAUUUUCACUUAUUUUUUAGUCAUCUCAGAGACUGUCCUUGCGAUUUCAAGUGCUUCGUUUAUGUAGGUUCAUGGCUAUUUAGUGAUUAUUAGUCUGUCUUCAAAACCGUAACAUGCACAAAGCUUUGAACACAUAAUGGCUCCCUUUACAUGCACAAAAGAGCAAGGUUACUGAACCAUAGCUUGCUACAUCAAUUGGCCAAAUUAUCAGUUCUUAGAAACACCAGUUUCAAUAUCUUAAUAUAGGUAAACAAAUGAAACUGAAAGGUCUGUAGCCAUCAACAGAGGAAGCUGUAGGCAGCAGCAGCAUCUUGAAACACAGUUAUCUUGGUUGUGCUUUCUACACAAUUUCAAGAGGGCACAAAGUUUUUUAGAAGCCUGGACUCGCGAUCACUCGCGCAUGCUGAAAGUAACAGCGGCUGCGCGCAACGCGGCAAUGACAUAAAAGGACACGCAAUGUUAUUUGUGCCACUAACCUUCUUGCUUGUAUACCAUUUGCACUCUUUGCAAAAAAGUAAAAAAAAAAAAAUGUUGCUUCAGCAUAACCAUUAUUGUUUUUUCGUUCAACAUUCUCACUGAACUUUCGAGCCCCAUAUACAGUCGGUAUUAGCAUGAUCAUUGAGAGCUGUAUACUCUGUGUCUGCUAUCUACCAUUAUAAACUAUCACAGGUUUACCAAAGAGUCAGUUGAAAGAACCUUAGACUUUCACACACUUAAAGUAAACUAUGCUAUUCUUCAGAGCUCAGUGCAAGUUAUGAGCAGCAACCUAUUGUGUGCAUGUGUCAUUAAAAUGAAACAGUCACUUGUCCACAAAAAAGCCCGUAACUUGGUUUUUGCACCAUUCCAUGUUUCUUGGAAGGCAUAUCAAGGUGAGCACCAACUGUUCAACCAGGCUCCUAUUAUUUACAGUGCUCAGAUGGCGUUCAUGAUAGUUGCAGAUAAAAGUGCACAUGACAUACAAAAAAAGAAGAGCGAAACAACUGUACAGCUUACACGUACAGCCCGCCCUCCCUCUAUUUUACACCUAUAGCCUACGCCUACUAGUGCACCACACAUCAUGCCGAAAUGCAGCAUUUUAGUUUUAAAGAUAACUAAAAAAAAAAAAAAACCAGGGACGUCACUGUUUCGUACGUCUGCUUGUGGAACACCUCAUUCACCCUCGUGUGACCGUUGCGAUACUCAUGUAGCUAGGAUGCUUCGAAAAGCUCACAACCUAACAGGCCAGUUGGCCAAUAGCAGUAGACGCUUCCUGCAAGAGAUAAAUGGGCUUGUGGGAGAAAGCUUUUAAUGCUUUUCUCCCCCAAAACUCCAAGCAAGGGGAAAAAAAACAUGGGGAGAGGCAAGCAGACAGAGAAGGCACCACACGAAAGUACUACAUACAUGCAGAUACGUGUACACAAGCGAGCUGCAGUGUAACAUAAAAUGUAGACAGACUACAACUAACGAACGCGAUCAAGCAGCAGAUGCUUUUUUCCUUCUCAUUGCUCCACUUUUGAUGGCCUCCCCAUCCACAUCAAGGCGUGCCCCUUUCCCAAAAGCAUGUUUUUUGAAGAGAAAUAAAGCUCUCUCACAUUUCCCGCCACUUCUUUUAUGUGUACAGUGUCAGAAACUGUAUUUACUGUCAAGUGGUGGUUGAAAGCCUCUGUGCAACUCGAGAAUGUAUAUGUACCUACUUUUCAUGUUGGUUUAUUUUCCAUUUUCUUUUCUCAUGACAUGACCUGUCAUAGCACUAACAUUGUCUGUACCUAUAGCAUUGCCAUCCAUGACCUCUUCUUUUAUGUUCAUUUCUGAAGUCUGGUUCUAGCACACUGUUUUUGAUACUUGAGUGUAUUUCCAAGUGAUUUUGUGACAUCUGUGCUACCCUUGUCCUCUUGCCCUACAUUUUGUCUUUCACUUGUAACAAUGAAAAAAAAAUUGCCUAUCUCUAAAGUGUGUUGAUAUCACAGUCAUGCCCACCUCAGUACAAAACCUACUUACUCUCCCUUUCAUAAUAAGGCUUGCAUAUUUCCAGCUUGCCUACACACGGCUAACACCAUUUCAAAAAUUCAAACUUCACAUGAUGAGAAAGGUCCAUUUUACAAUGAAAACUGAUUGCCCUAAUGAGACCAUCGUUUAUAUUUGAUAAAAUAGCAGGUUCAAAAUUUAGUUAUCAACAUGAAAACAGCAGCAGAAACUUCUAUUUUAGCAUGUUUUCCUUAGCAAUUUUUGUUCUCAUAAUAAAACAAGAAUGAUUUUGUGUCCACUCUUUGGGAACUGUAUGCAGGUGCACUUGACUGAAAUCUGCUAGCACCAUUUCAAGGGUUACAGCCAUCAUGUGUAAAAGCCUCUACAGUUGAGUUGUAACAAACAGUGUUUCACACCCCUGCUUGAGUAUCAGUGCAGCUGUUGGACAAGCUGGUAUAUCAUAAGCAACCUCAUGUACAUUCCAUGGAAUUUGUCCUUUGAAAAAACAUUUCCUUGCACAGAUUUUAUUCUUGUCUUGUGACAAUCACACCAGUACUAGUUGAAAUGCUGUUCGUGUUUCUUACUUGCUUGUCCCUUUCUCUUUCCUUUCUUUUUUUUUUGUGUUUACUUAGAAAACUGACUUGGGUUUGAUCCUGUUGACUGUCCUGAAUGAAAAAUGCAUAACGAAAUGCACAAUGUUCAUCGUAUUCUCCUCCUCUUUCCAUGACUGUACAUUCCACUGUGAAGUCACGCCUUGAAAAGUAAAACUACUUUGCUUCAGCUGA